This is a messenger RNA of Dentiscutata erythropus, 336 nucleotides long. The record is from the annotation of a GenBank genome assembly. NCBI's taxonomy places the organism in Eukaryota, Fungi, Glomeromycota, Glomeromycetes, Diversisporales, Gigasporaceae.
AUGCCUCUGAAAAAAUUUCCAGAGUUGUCACCUAUAAUAGAUUUAAAUCGACAAUUUCUAUUUAUAAAAUUAAAUGUUGAGUUAACACCUUCAUUUAAAGUGCUAAAUACUUUUUCUACUGUAAUUAUUGGUGCAUUCUCUCUUGCAAAUAUUGUUCCGGAUUUGCAGGCCUUUGCGAUUACAGUUGGGACUGGUACAAAGAUUCUUGGAACAAUUGAUCUUGUUCCACCGAUCGAUUCUGCCUCACAAGCUGGUGAAAUUUCAGAUUAUGUUGAAGGCCAUAUUCAGACAUCUGUUGCUAUUGUUGGUGCUUCUGGUUCAGGAAAGAGUAUGUAA